UCUGGUUCAGUCAUGCGACCGUCCGCGAUUGUCAUGAAGUCGUCAUUAUUUUCGCACACACACGUUUGUCAAAAUCCAAUGUCUCUAACAGGUUCUCACCAUCAUCGGACGAGGCGAGUGCUUGGACACUAGCUAACUAGCCGCUCUUUACCGAGAUGAUUAAAAUAAGCUGAGUAGUCCAAUCGAUCACUCCAGCACCAGCCAUGACCCAACCUAUCUACACUAUCAUUGGGACGCCAUUCAGCACCUUCACCCGAUCUAUCACUCUUGCAUUGAAUCAUAAGGGAAUACCCUUCACUCAAGUUAGAUGUGUUCCACACUCAGACACAGCAUAUGACAACCAUCCAUUCGGGUUCCUUCCCACCCUGAUCAUCCACCAAAUUGAUGGGAAGACAGUCAACCUGAAGUUGCGCGAGAGCGCAGCCAUCGCGCGUUACAUUGACAGGGUUGCACCAGAACCCAGCUUGCUUGUUUCAGCGGGCCAAGGGAAGGCAAUCAUCGAAGAACAGAUGUGGGAGUUUGUGAGUUUCCCUGCUGUCGAGAAAGGGGUCGUGAAACCCCGUGUAGCCGCCACCGACGAGGGCAAACUUACAGACUCUGCGGUUCGCGAACAAAUCAAGCCGGGUGUAGAGCAUCUUAAAAGACUACUUGGUAAAUUGGAAGAACUGAUGGCAGGCGAGGGCUACGUGUUCGGAAGCCAGCUGAGCUGGGCGGACUUCUUUUUGUUCCCGCUGCUUGCAGACCUGAAAGCAAUACCGGAGGGUGAAUUGCUUUCUCCAAGAAUGCUGAACUGGAUGGAAAAAAUGAACAAGUUGGAGGCAGUCAAGGCUACCACUCCGGGUACCUUGAGUGUUGGUGCAAGACCCCCCUAAUCACCCAACUCGAACAGGUAUGUAUUAACUUUCAUUCGCGAUUUUUUUCGCCCCGCUGACUCAGAGAUAGUGUGCAGGAUUUAUUUUUUUUGAACGGAACUCGAGUCGUAUUAAAUAGAAAAGUCGGCGUUCGAUUUAAGCAUGAUUUGUAAAACUAGUAUCCAAGCAAUCUUGACGUGUCAUAUGUAUUGAGAACGCCACAAGCCCUUUCUCACUAUGAGUAUGAGUAAUUUCAUUAUCAACUACUAAAAU
Messenger RNA from Suillus bovinus, 1124 nucleotides. RefSeq lists its product as uncharacterized. Gene Ontology annotation, cellular component: cytoplasm. The transcript is spliced from 2 exons. The coding region runs from base 204 to 872 and encodes 222 amino acids. The record is from RefSeq and is a predicted model, not a curated record. NCBI's taxonomy places the organism in Eukaryota, Fungi, Basidiomycota, Agaricomycetes, Boletales, Suillaceae.